CUGAGCAGCAGUGGAGCGACGAGUGUUCAUUACUCAAGCGCAGCCAGCCUUGGCUUGCUUGCAUAUGCGUGCGCAACUCGGAUUUGUGGGUCCUCCCCACGCUAUCAUCACUUCAAAUUGUUUAGCGAAUAACUGCGUUGUUAACUAUGGUGACAUCUCUCAAGUAAUUCAACAAUUUUUUCCACAAAAAUACUGUUAACAACUGCUUUAUUUGAAGUCCACGAAUAGGCUUCGGGUGUACAUCUCUAAGUGCGUUAACCUGAAAACGUUUGCUAUUAAAAAGAACGAACUCCGAAUCACGGCUAUUGAACAAAAAACCUACUCGAGGUAUUUAAAAUUUAGUUGGGAAAAUGGAUGAGGAUUUGGAGGAAGUUUUCACUCAAAAUUGCUUUAGAGUCACUUCAUUAUCAGAUAUGAUAAAGUCUCAAUUAGGUAUUAGUUAUGGAAGUUAUAGUCAAUUAAACAAAGCUCUGAGAAGUGGAGAUGAAAAAACUGCAAAAUAUUUGAUACAAAAUACAGCUAUAAGUAGAAGUUCGCUUGCUGACUGUGUCACUACACCAUUGCAUUUAGCAGUAAAUUUGGGAAGUUUGGAAAUUGUUCAAAUGCUAUUGAAUAAAGGAGAAUCUGUUAAUGCUCGCAACUGUAAUCAUGAAACACCACUAGUGGUUGCAUGUAAGAUGAAGAAAACUGAACUUAUUGACACUUUACUUUCAGCUGGAGAAAUAAAAAAUAUAUUAAAUAGAGAAAACUUAUCACACAUGCAUAUUGCUUGUAUGAGGAAUCGUGUUGAUAUUGUAAAAAAGUUUUUGCAGGGUGGAGAAUUAAUUGAUUGGCAAGUUCAUCCUAAUUCACUUUACUGGCCUGGAUAUACGUCAUUACAUUUUGCAGUUAAAUACAAGUGUUAUGAUACAGUCAAGUUACUUCUGAACUGUGGUGCUGAAAUUUCAAUAAGAAAUAAAAAGAAGCUGACAGCUCUUCAUAUAGCUGAUAUGAUGAGAGAUGAGGUCAUGAUCGAUUUAAUUUUGUCAACUAGUCAAUGUCACUUGACAAAUCCAGUGAAUUGUGAAGGAUUAUCACAUUUUCACAUAGCAUGUACUAGGAAUAAUCCAAAUCUUGUUCAGAGCUUUAUAGCACAAGGAGUAGAUAUCAAUGCAUCUGUUUCUAAUAAUGCUAUGAGUAGACCUGGAUAUAAACCUAUUAAUUUUGCUAUAGAAUAUGAAUGUGCAGAUGUAGUUAAAGUUCUUCUUUCCGAAAAUGUAAAUUUAUCUCUAGGCCUUGCCAUUGUGAAUCCAAUUUUAGAAGUUUAUAGAACUGCAAAUACAGAGAUUAUUGAUUUAGUUUUAUCAAAAAAUGAUCUUGGAAAAAAGUGCACUGAAAGUACAAUGGAGGAAUUCUCAGAAGAUAGAUCUAUUGUUGACAGCACACCUUUACAUCUUGCUGUACAGUCCUGUGAUGAGACAAAAUUAAAAUUACUCCUAGAAAAUGGGGCCUCUGUCAUUAUAAAAGAUAAGCAAGGCAAAACCCCACUUCAUCUUGCUUUUGAAAAAAAAGAAGCAGAUAUUUUAGAUAUGCUACUAGGAGCUCACCAAACUUGUCAUAGUAAUCCAGUCAAUCAUGAUGGGCUGUCACACUUUCAUAUUGCUUGUGCAAAAAAUGAAGUAAAACUUGUGAAGAUGUUUAUAUGUAGUGAUGUCAACAUUAAUAAAUAUGUUAAUAAAAAUUCAAUAUUUUGGUCUGGCUACACAGGAUUACACUUUGCUGUAGAAUUUCAACAAACAGAAACGGUAAAGCUUCUUUUAGAAAAUGGAGCUGAUGUUACAAUUAAAAAUGGCAUUGGUUUUUCUUCUCUAGAUCUGGCAAUUAGGUUACUUGAGCCAUCCAGCUAUCAUUUAGAGGAUUCUGAAGAUAUAUUGAAUAUACUUAAAUUAAUUUUGUCCAAGAUACCUCACAGAAUUAAUGAUGAUUUUGAUGAUAGAGGAUUCUCUUUGUUAAAUAUCUAUUGUAUUUUAAAUGACGUUGAAAAUGCUUCUCAAUUUAUACAAUUAUACCCAGAUAAGAUAAACAAAUGCGUUAAUUGGCCAGUUUCUGAUUGGUGUGGUUAUACACCAUUGCAUUUUGCAGCUCAUUAUGGUAAUACAGAAAUUAUUGAAACUCUGAUAAAGUUAGGAGCAGACAUAACAGUAAUAAACAAAGAUGGAAAUACUCCAGCGCAUUUAAUAUUUUUUACGAGAUGUUUCAUGCCAGAUAUUAAUUUACUUUUCGUUAGAGAAAAUUCUGAAUUACUUUACGUGAAGGAAAAUCCAGUUGGUGAUGAGGGCUAUUCUCAUUUGCAUAUCGCAUGCACAAUAGGAAACGUCGACGCAGUCUCGUACUUCCUAAAACAAGGAGCCGAUGUAAAUCAACCAGUAGUAUUUUCGAAGGUUGAGGACGAAUGCACUGGCCAUACGUCACUUCAUUUAGCGGUUAAUAGUGAAUUUGCUACAGAAAAUUUGAUUCUUCUCCUUUUGAAGAAUGGAGCUAACGUACACCUAAGAACUAUCGAACUAAAUACACCAUUGCACUGCAUAAAACUACAUAAACACGAAGGUGUGAGGAUAGCAACAGCUCUAUUGAAGUAUGGAGCUGAUAUAAAUGCCAAAAACAUUUGUAAUGAAACGCCUCUGUUCUCGAUUUGUCGUGAAUGGAACAAUUAUAGUAUUAUUGAUCUACCUAAGAAGAUACGUUUCCUCUUGAAUAAUGGGGCAGAUAUUAAUAUUGAAAAUGAUCAAGGUCAAACUGUUUUAGAGUAUAUUGAACGGAACCUUGACGCCAACGUGGCGAGUAAAUGCGUAUUCAUGAUUAUGAAGCAUAUAAAGAGAAAACAAUUGAUUGGCGAUUACGUGAGCUACAAAAAUAUUAAGCGAUUUAGAGAAUUGACAGCAGGACAGCACGAAAAUAACGUACAUUAUAACAUGGAUGGCUUUGCUACACGAUGUGCAUCAGAGCUUGAAAGAUUGAGGAAUACGUAUAUUGAUAAUUAUACAACGUUAUGUGAUAUUUUACUUAAGAAUCCUACCGAGAUGACGCUUCAUAGUCAAAACAAUGAACUUCGUAAAAUAAUCUCUUCAGCUAAUUUUAAUAAAAUGUUUCCGAUUUACGGUCGUUUAAUUAAAACUCAGUUUGAAAAUGGCCUUAAAAGAAGACCAGUAUUAGAAGUCUCUAAACCGAAAUUUAGCACUUUAGUUGGUCUAUCGUUACCUAGUAUUCAAGAAAAUAUUUUACAACACUUGAAUGAUGAUGAUUUAAAAAAUAUUAUACACGUAUCCACUUCUAAAACUGAAUAAUUUGAAUACAUCGACAAAUAUCUGAAGCAGUGAUCACAUAAAGUGAUCAAUUUCGGAUUAGCUUAAACUUCGUAGAUCAUUAUUUUUCUAAUAUAUAAUACAACUCGAUGUGACGUUUGAUAUAAAGUUUAAUAUUUAAAUAAAUACAUUCUAUUUUUUGUGAUACUAGCUGUAUAAUUUUCUUCUUAAUGUUUUUUUUUUUAAAUCUUGCACAGCAUUUAACUCUUUUAAAUACUUUUUGUGUUAAUUAAAAA
Messenger RNA from Phymastichus coffea, 3577 nucleotides. Its product is annotated as ankyrin-3-like. The transcript has 3 exons. Gene Ontology annotation, molecular function: protein binding. Bases 351 to 3323 code for a protein of 990 amino acids. NCBI's taxonomy places the organism in Eukaryota, Metazoa, Arthropoda, Insecta, Hymenoptera, Eulophidae. The record is from RefSeq and is a predicted model, not a curated record.